Molecule: messenger RNA, 300 nt
Organism: Necator americanus (New World hookworm)
Lineage: Eukaryota; Metazoa; Nematoda; Chromadorea; Rhabditida; Ancylostomatidae
Exons: 1
Coding region: 1-300 (99 amino acids)
Source: RefSeq, a predicted model, not a curated record
AUGCAAUUAGCGUUUCUGGGCUUUGAAGCCGCUUUCGACGCUCCUCAUCGAGGCCGUCUUCUCAACGCGCUCCUCACCGAUGGAGUACCAGGGAAGUUCGUUCGCUCGCUUGAUGAUAUGAAUCAACGAACAACUGCUGCAGUUCGAACACCAGCCGGAUGUACAAGACCGUUCGAGGUAGUAACGGGAGUAAGACAAGGGGAGGUGGCAGGGCCCUUCCUGUUCAAUUUUGCCAUCGGCGACAUUAUGCGAAGAACCGAAUUCUGUUCCUCUACCUUCGAUGUUCUUUUCAUAUAUUAA